Molecule: messenger RNA, 1097 nt
Organism: Stegostoma tigrinum
Lineage: Eukaryota; Metazoa; Chordata; Chondrichthyes; Orectolobiformes; Stegostomatidae
Product: zinc finger protein 154-like
Exons: 2
Coding region: 418-1092 (224 amino acids)
Biological process (GO): regulation of transcription by RNA polymerase II
Molecular function (GO): RNA polymerase II cis-regulatory region sequence-specific DNA binding; DNA-binding transcription factor activity
Source: RefSeq, a predicted model, not a curated record
GCCGGGUGGAGGGUGAGAUGCAGAGGGAGCAUGCGCGACCCGAGGGAUGCGAUGGGGACGUGAAAGUCUGCGGAAGAAAAGGCAGGGGUGCUUAAAGAGGAGCAUUGGCGGACAGAAGUCUCAAAACCAGUUGUCACCUCGAGAUCUGACGGUCGCUUGUUUGAUUCGUGAACGCCUGAAUAUAUCAUCGUCCUUUUGAGUGUGGAAGGAGAAAUCUUUCUCUGCUCUGCUUGUGGAAACAGACUUCAGACUUAAAUGCGACCGGAAGGCUGCCGAGACGCACAUACCCAAGUGAGAGAGUGUCCCAAAGAAUUGAUUGCGGAAAGAGGCUUUUUUUUUAAACGUGACGCAGACUUUUUUUAAUAAAAAGAUCAGGCUUCGACUAGAUUGUCCACCCAUAUGUGACACCAGGAGGCCAUGGAGAAACCGUGGAAAUGCAGGGACUGUGGGAAAGGAUUCAAUUACCCGUACCAGUUGGAAACUCAUCGGCGCAGCCACACCGGGGAGAGGCCGUUCACCUGCUCCGUGUGCGGGAAGGGCUUCACCCAGUCCUCCCACCUGCUGACCCACCAGCGCGUCCACACCGGGGAGAGGCCGUUCUCCUGCUCGGUGUGCGGGAAGGGCUUCACCCACUCGUCCCCGCUCCGGACGCACCAGCUCAUCCACACGGGCGAGAGACCCUUCAAGUGCUCGGACUGCGGGGACAGUUUCAAAAGCUCGGCCGAGCUGAUGCGGCACCGGCGGGUUCACACCGGCGAGAGGCCGUUCACCUGCCCGGUGUGUGGCAAGGGCUUCACCCAGUCGUCCGACCUGUUGACUCACCGGCGCGUCCACACUGGGGAGAGGCCGUUCGCCUGCUCAGUGUGCGGCAAGGCGUUCACGCUGGUCGGAAACCUGCUGAGGCAUCAGCGGGUCCACACCGGGGAGAGGCCGUUCAUCUGCUCCGAGUGUGGGAAGGGCUUCACCCAGCACUCCAGCCUGCUGACCCACCGGCGGCUCCACACCGGAGAGAGACCGUUUGCGUGCUCCGUGUGCGGGAAAGGCUUCGCCCAGUCCUCCAACUUGCUAACGCACCAGCGAGUUCACAACUGAUUGCU